Vollenhovia emeryi is the source of this 1860-nucleotide messenger RNA. RefSeq names its product barH-like 2 homeobox protein. Gene Ontology annotation, molecular function: DNA binding; DNA-binding transcription factor activity, RNA polymerase II-specific. The record is from RefSeq and is a predicted model, not a curated record. Gene Ontology annotation, biological process: regulation of DNA-templated transcription. NCBI's taxonomy places the organism in Eukaryota, Metazoa, Arthropoda, Insecta, Hymenoptera, Formicidae. The coding region runs from base 273 to 950 and encodes 225 amino acids. The transcript has 3 exons.
GACGGCGGCAAUAAGGGUGACGAUGGUGUCGGGGUUUAGGGACCAGGUUUCCGGUCAGCCGCGGUGGCCGUCGGCGAUGCAGAACGACGUCGAGCGUCCAUACGAUAGCAUGAGAGUCGCGAAUUUCCCUGCGAAGGCGCGAGUGCGUUCACGAGAUCCGUGCUGAGCUGUCGUCGUUUCGUAUUAUUGUUGCUUCGAUUCUGAGGAGAGUACAAUUUCGAUUGACAAUCGACGGUCGUGGACGUCACGUGUGCGUCGCUUCGCUGACGGCGAUGAUGCAGGAGCACAAGUCUUUCCUGAUCAGAGAUCUUCUUGGAGAUGUAUUGGUCGACCGAGUUCAAGAAGACUCGGAGGAUGAUUCGGCGGUCCAUUCGGAUUCAGAGGACACCAUCGAUCCUGGCAGCAGCCCUUGCACGCGUCUAGAAAGCCCUCCACCAGCGCUCUCGCCGUCGCCCGGGCCAGCAACCACGUCUGGGAAAUCUUGCGGGGUGAUCGCCAACAGUGUACCGCCAACCGGUAGGAAACCACGCAGACGACGAACCGCUUUCACUCACGCACAGCUGGCUUACCUCGAGAGGAAGUUCCGCUGUCAAAAAUAUCUGAGCGUAGCGGACCGCAGCGACGUUGCAGACGCUCUAUCGCUCUCGGAGACUCAAGUGAAGACUUGGUACCAAAACCGAAGAACAAAGUGGAAGCGACAGAAUCAGCUGCGACUGGAGCAGCUGCGUCAUCAAGCUACCGUCGAGAAGGACCUUCUGGUACGCAGCGUGAGUCUCCAUCAUGGCAGCAUAGACACUUAUUGUUCGCCGUACAAUUCGCAAACGCAGACCAGCCAUCCGCCACCACCGCCGCCACCGCCGGCACCAUCCACCGCUUCCACGGCGGCGUUUCUCUCCACGGCAGCGGCGCUCUUCCGGAAUGUCACCUACGUCCACGGCUGCCCCCUCUAACACGCGUAAUCCUGAGGAUCUCGGGAGCACUUCCGGAAGAUGAGGACGAGCGAUUUAGCUCGGAGCUCUUUGGAAAAAUUUCAACGGACUACUUGUGCCGUGAGUGCUAAGCUAAUUCAGUGUUUUCAAACUUUUUGAUUCAUCUUUCGCUAUUUCGGAGUUGUUCCAAUUAGUUGGAAAAAUUUGUAUUAAUAAACCGCUUUAUACGGUAACCAAUGGGUAAGAGAGAUGUCUGUACAUUAGCGUUUCUUUCUUGCGUUGUACCUUUCUUAUAAUGUUAUGUUUAAAAUUUGAUCUGGUUUGAGGGUUUUUCUUGUUUAGAGAUGAGAGAGACAAAUAAAUAAAUAUAUAUAUAUAUGUAUAAACUAUAUAAUUAUCCUACGUUAAAGAUCAUACCGUAAAAUUUCAGCGUGUUGAGUGUUACAGACACUUUGCUCGAAAAGUUCUGUAGUCGGAAUUUUUCCACAUUUCCUCUUACAUGCCAGGCGUUAAAUGAGGAUCAAAUAAGGAUGUAAAUAUGUAAUUACGGAGUUUCAGAGUAGUUGUAGCAGGUUAUCUUUCACAUACCGAAUUCAUUUCAGUGAAAUAUUCAACAUUAAUACUUUACGGAAGUUUACGUCUCCCUCAAUGAAUGGCAGAAUUUCCAUAACCAUACUGUAAUAGUGUUGCAACAUCGUUAUAAUAUGUCACCAGAUAUUAAUAUUGCAUUUAGAAUAAUAAAUGAAAAGGGUAGCUGUUUUGUCGAAAGAAAGAGCAUGCACUCUGCGACUUGAUAAUAUGCAUUAAAACCAGAGGUACACAUUUUAUUGACAAUUAAUUAUUUAGUGACGAAUUUAAUUCGUAGAUAUUUUAGCGUCUUACCCCUAGCGGAAAAAAUUUCUAUAAAUAACUACAAAAAAUUGACUUGAAA